UUUGAACAUUAAUACCCCAGAGGAUGGACCCAUUCUCCUGGAUUACUCUAAAAACCGACUCGACGAUAAAGUCCUGGAUCUACUCAUGAAUCUGGGGCGUGCUAGACAAAUAGAGAAGGCACGUGACGCAAUGUUUGCCGGUAAAAAAAUCAACUUCACUGAGAGUCGCGCUGUGCUACAUACUGCCUUGAGAAAUAGACAAAAUACUCCGAUUUUUGUUGAUGGUAAAGAUGUCAUGCCAGAUGUAAAUGCUGUGCUGCAGCACAUGAAGGAGUUUACGAAUCAGGUGAUCAAGAAAGAGUGGAAGGGCUUUACUGGUAAACCCAUCGAGGAUGUCGUCAAUAUCGGCAUUGGCGGAUCUGACCUGGGACCUCUGAUGGUCACUGAAGCACUGAAACCCUAUCACAUUGGUCCAAGGGUUCAUUUUGUUAGCAAUAUCGAUGGUACUCAUAUUGCGGAGACGCUCAAGAAGUUGAAUGCUGAAACAUCGUUGUUCAUCAUUGCUUCAAAGACAUUUACUACCCAAGAGACGAUCACAAAUGCUACGUCGGCUAAACUUUGGCUGCUUGAGCAUUUAAAGAAUGAAGCUGCAGUUGCAUCACAUUUUGUCGCCCUUUCCACGAACACUCAAAAGGUCAAAGAAUUCGGAAUCGAUGAGAAGAAUAUGUUUGGCUUUUGGGAUUGGGUUGGAGGACGUUAUUCCCUGUGGUCAGCAAUUGGUCUCUCCAUCUGCUUAUCAAUCGGAUUCGAUAAUUUCGAAAAACUAUUGAGUGGUGCAUUCUUCAUGGACCAGCAUUUCCGCACUGCCCAAUUGGAAAAAAAUGCCCCAGUCAUACUAGCCAUGUUGGGCAUUUGGUACUCCAACUUCUUCAAAGCCGAAACUCAUGCACUACUACCGUACGAUCAGUAUCUCCAUCGAUUUGCUGCUUAUUUCCAGCAAGGGGAUAUGGAGAGCAAUGGAAAGUACGUGACACGGUCAGGAUCAACUGUUAACUACGCCACAGGUCCAAUUGUCUGGGGUGAGCCUGGCACUAAUGGGCAACAUGCAUUUUAUCAAUUGAUACAUCAGGGGACCAGACUAGUACCUGCUGACUUUAUUGCUCCAGUAUUGUCCCAUAACAAGGUACAAGGAGACUUGCAUCAUAAGAUACUGCUCGCCAACUUCCUUGCUCAAACUGAAGCACUGAUGAAGGGUAAAAGUUCCGACCAAGCUAAAGCGGAACUUCAACAAUCUGGAUUGAAUGAUGAACAAGUGAAGCUACUCUUGCCUCAUAAAGUUUUCGAGGGAAACCGCCCAACGAACAGCAUUCUCGUUAAGAAAGUUUCACCCUUCAUUUUGGGGGCUCUAAUUGCAAUGUACGAGCACAAGAUCUUCACUCAGGGAAUACUCUGGGACAUCAAUUCCUUCGACCAAUGGGGUAUAAAGUACGUUGAAAACAACCACAGGAUGCACAAUCCUCCAAUCGGCCUGACAAUAUUCGAAACCGAAGUGUUGCAUGUUCACUGAGUAAUCACUAAAAAUCUGACCUUCGAUUCAUGUUUAUCGAACGUAAGAUACUCUCAUACACAUGCAAAAUGGCCUGAAUGUUUUUCCUCAUACCAGAAGAAUGAAAAUGAAUUAUUUAUAACUUCUAUUAUACGUAAGGUUUUCCUUUUUGUAUUUUAAAUAAAUCAACCCUGUUGUCAAUAGUAAUCACUAUUCCCUAUUUGAAAUAUUGUCAAUCAAGAAUUUAUACAGAAACUGAGAAGAAUUACAUUCAAAAAUUAUUGUUGAAAUAGCACUUAUUUGAUUCUGUUUAAAACGUGCUAAUUGUGAAAUAAUAUCAAAGAUGCACAAUAGACAUUGUAAUAGGAUAUUGUACAAUUAAGCAUAAUAAAAAGUAGUUUUCAACAGCA
Molecule: messenger RNA, 1896 nt
Organism: Diachasma alloeum
Lineage: Eukaryota; Metazoa; Arthropoda; Insecta; Hymenoptera; Braconidae
Gene: Pgi
Product: glucose-6-phosphate isomerase
Biological process (GO): glucose 6-phosphate metabolic process; gluconeogenesis; glycolytic process
Cellular component (GO): cytosol
Molecular function (GO): carbohydrate derivative binding; glucose-6-phosphate isomerase activity; monosaccharide binding
Source: RefSeq, a predicted model, not a curated record